This is a messenger RNA of Antrostomus carolinensis (chuck-will's-widow), 1182 nucleotides long. RefSeq names its product collagen type XXIII alpha 1 chain (gene COL23A1). The annotation marks the transcript as partial. Lineage: Eukaryota; Metazoa; Chordata; Aves; Caprimulgiformes; Caprimulgidae. The transcript is spliced from 23 exons. The record is from RefSeq and is a predicted model, not a curated record.
GGGCCUCUUGGUUUGGAUGGCAAACCAGGACCUCCAGGACUGAAAGGGGAAAAGGGUGAAGCAGGGGACAUCGGCCCGAGGGGUGAUCAAGGUCGAGAUGGAGCCACUGGCCCCCCUGGUCCUCCAGGACCCCCAGGUGCCCGAGGGCCUCCUGGUGACACGGGAAAAGAUGGCCCAAGAGGACCUCCAGGCCCCCCUGGUUUCAAAGGCGAACCAGGAGAGGAUGGCCUCAUGGGUGCCAGGGGACCUCCAGGACCAAAGGGUGAGCCUGGCAUCCAAGGAAAAAAGGGUGAUGAUGGGAUCCCUGGGGAACCAGGACUGAUGGGCCCUAAGGGGGAAAAAGGAAGCGCAGGUCCCAAGGGAGAGAAUGGCACAGAUGGCUUGCCAGGACCCAAGGGUGAAUCUGGUGAGAAAGGAGGAAUCGGCUCCAUCGGACCCCGGGGUCCCCCCGGCCUGAAAGGGGAACAGGGUGACACUGUUGUGAUCGACUACGAUGGCCGAAUCUUGGAUGCGCUCAAGGGUUCACCAGGUCCCCCAGGGCCACCGGGCCCCCAAGGUGCUCCAGGUCCCAAGGGGGAGCUGGGCUUGCCGGGUCCACCUGGACUGGAUGGUGAAAAGGGUCCCAAAGGAGCGAAGGGUGACCAGGGCAGCGCAGGGAUCACGGGGCAGAAAGGAGAGACGGGAGAAAUGGGUUUAUCGGGUCCACCGGGAGCAGAAGGGCCAAAAGGAGAUAAAGGAGAAAAAGGAGACACCGGCUCACCGUGUUUGCAGAAUAAUCAUAUCAUACCUGAGCCAGGACCCCCUGGACUACCCGGCCCUAUGGGUCCUCCAGGAAUCCAGGGGCCUAAAGGCUUGGAUGGUGCAAAGGGAGAAAAAGGUGACAGUGGUGAGAAGGGGGACCAGGGCGACACUGGACCUGCUGGUCUCCCGGGUGCUCCAGGGCUCAUUGGUUUACCCGGUACCAAAGGAGAGAAGGGAAAGCCGGGGGAGCCAGGAUUGGAUGGUUUCCCAGGUCUCAGAGGAGAGAAAGGAGAGAGAAGUGAAAGAGGCGAGAAGGGUGAGAGAGGAAUACCAGGGAGAAAAGGAGCCAAAGGGCAGAAGGGAGAACCAGGCCCUCCUGGACUGGAUCAGCCUUGUCCCGUGGGACCAGACGGACUACCAGUAGCAGGAUGUUGGCAUAAG